Messenger RNA from Acytostelium subglobosum LB1, 789 nucleotides. RefSeq lists its product as hypothetical. The transcript has a single exon. The record is from RefSeq and is a predicted model, not a curated record. The coding region runs from base 1 to 789 and encodes 262 amino acids. Lineage: Eukaryota; Evosea; Eumycetozoa; Acytosteliales; Acytosteliaceae.
AUGGAUACUAUUGGCUUUGGUGACACUGGAAUCGACCCUAAAGAGUUGAUCAAGAAGACUGCUGCCGCCAUUCUCGAUUUCAAUGGAGGCAUCAACGUCUUUAUCUUUGUAUACGAGUCGUGCUUUGGCAAAGUGGAGCGUGACGCAUUAGACAUGCUCAAGGAUACUCUGUUCGCCGAUCAAGCGAUACUCAAUCACAUAUUGAUCGUUCGGACAAAGUUUGAAGACUUUGAUGAUCCUUCAGCUUGUGAUGCCGACAUUGCGGACCUGAAUGACAUUGAACACUUUGCGCCCUAUCAUCAAUGCCCUGUUGAACAUGUAGAUAAUCGAACUUACAAAAUAGACCCGAGCGGCGCGGCCAGGGCACAGUCCAGGGUGAUCAUACUCAAUCACAUCAGACAGAGGUUCCUUCAUUCAUCCUACAAUCCCAAUCUCGAUCAACUGAUGCACCGCGUCGAUAGUUGGAAGACAGUGGAGGAGCGACUGGAAGAUCAACGACAGGAGACACUCAGAUUGGAGAUGGAAGUCAGACUGCGAGAGGAAGAAGCAAACAUGAGACUGGAACAACAAAGAUUGGAGGCAUUGGUCAGAGAGAAGGAAGAGCGCGAGAGACAAUUGGAGGAUAUCAAGAGAAACCUCGGUAAAUAUAUCAAGAGCAGUGUCGCUUUGGAGUCGACCAAGGCUCAUGUGGAUCAGCUGCAAGAUAAGAUCGUCAAGGAGAUUGCGGACCUAGGUGGCAACCCUUUUCUCCGCGCCGUCUUCAAGAAUCUGGAUCAGAAGAAGGUCUAA